AUGAACAGUGAAAAUAUAAUUAAAGUUAUUAAAGGAAAAAAAGUUGUAAUAAAUGGUGAAAUAAAACCAGCAUCAAUUUUAAUUAAAAAUGGUAUUAUUAUUGAUAUUAAAGAUUAUUCAAGUGAAAUUAAAGAAGAACAUGAGGUUUUAAUUGAAGAAGAGAAAUUAGUUAUUAUGGGUGGAUUAGUUGAUAGUCAUGUUCAUAUUAAUGAACCAGGUAGAACAGAAUGGGAAGGAUUUUUAAGUGCAACAAGUGCAGCAGCAUCAGGUGGUGUAACAACCAUUAUUGAUAUGCCAUUGAAUAGUUCACCAGUUACAACAACAUUUGAAAAUUUACAAACUAAAAUUGAAUCGAUGCCAGGUAAAUUAAGAGUUGAUGUUGGUUUAUUGGGUGGUAUUAUACCGGGUAAUUCAUCAGAGAUCUCUAGAAUGGUAUUAGAAGGUGGUGUAGUUGGUUUUAAAUCAUUUUUAGUUCAUUCUGGUAUUGAUGAAUUCCCACAUGUGAAAGAGGAUGAUAUUCAAGAAGCAAUGAAUGUAAUGAAAAAAUUAAAAGAUGAGCAAGGUGGAAGGGAUGUAGUUAUGAUGUUUCAUGCAGAGAUUGAGGAACCAAUUAAAGAGGCCACUGAGAGAUUACAACGUGAGAAUGCAGAUCCAAAAUUAUACGACACCUUCCUCAAAAGUAGACCAAGAGUUAGUGAGAAUAUAGCAAUUGAUAAGGUUAUUGAGUUAACUAAAAAGAAUAUGAUAAAAACUCAUAUCGUUCAUUUAUCAUCCAGUGAUGCAAUUGAAGCCAUUCACGAGGCGGUUCAUAAUGAUGGUGUGCCAAUUACUGCAGAGACAACCUACCAUUAUCUAUACUUUGAAUCUGAGCAAGUCCCAUACGGUAACACACUCUAUAAAUGCUGUCCACCAGUACGUGAAAGUGAAAAUAAAGAUUUACUUUGGAAAGCUGUGACCAAUGGUACCAUAAACAUCAUCGUUAGCGACCACUCACCAUGUACAUUAGAUUUGAAAUUAAUUGAACAAGGUGAUUUCAUGAAAGCAUGGGGUGGCAUUAGUUCGCUACAAUUAGGCUUACCAAUCAUUUGGACAGAGGCUAGCAAAAGGGGUGUGCCAUUAGCCAAACUCUCAGAAUACAUGUCUGACGCACCAUCACGUCUAGUUGGCUUAAACGAUCGUAAAGGGUCAAUUAAAAUUGGCAGAGAUGCAGAUUUCGUUAUAUGGGAUCCUGAAGAAUCGUUUACAGUCGACCAAGGUCUAUUAAUGGUAAAAAAUAAAAAUUCACCAUACCACGGUGAAAAACUUUUAGGUGUAGUUCACCACACGAUUUUACGUGGUAAUAAAAUAUUUUCAAAAGGUGAUCAAACAAUUUCAAAAAUUAUUGGUAAACGUUUAAUUCAAACUAAAAUUCACACAAAUCCAAUUUACCCAUCACCAACAUUACCAACCAUAGAGUUAUUAAAUAGUUUAACUGAGCAAAAAACAUUCUUUGAUUGUAUUCAUUUACUAUUUGAAGCUGCACCACCUUUAGCAAAUGCAUUAUUUUCAAAACGUCCAUUCUCAUCAUAUCAACAAUUAAUCGAUCAAGCUUAUUCAAUCAUUCAAUCAUUAAAUGAAUCUGAUAAAAUUCAAGUUAUCAAUGCUCAUCCAAGAAUUGGUGUAUCUGCAUCACAAGUUAAAAAUUCAUCAUCAAUUAGUUACCGUGAACAAUCUUGUGAUAAAGAUUCCUCGAUUGAUCAAUCAAUUCUUGAAAAUUUAACACAAUUAAAUCAACAAUAUGAAUCAAAAUUUGGUUUUAAAUUUGUUGUAUUUGUAAAUGGUCGUCCAAAGAAUGAAAUCAUUCCAAUUUUACAAAAUCGUUUAAAUAAUAAUGAUAAACAAAAAGAAUUAAAUUUAGGUUUAUCUGAAAUGAUUGAAAUUUCAAAAUCAAGAUUAUUAAAAUUAUUAUAA
Dictyostelium discoideum AX4 is the source of this 1950-nucleotide messenger RNA. RefSeq lists its product as hypothetical. Gene Ontology annotation, molecular function: cobalt ion binding; zinc ion binding; hydrolase activity, acting on carbon-nitrogen (but not peptide) bonds. Gene Ontology annotation, biological process: allantoin catabolic process. The coding region runs from base 1 to 1950 and encodes 649 amino acids. The record is from RefSeq and is a predicted model, not a curated record. NCBI's taxonomy places the organism in Eukaryota, Evosea, Eumycetozoa, Dictyosteliales, Dictyosteliaceae. The transcript is spliced from 2 exons.